ACCUCACCAGCCCAGACCAGUGUCUCCAGUGUCCAGCUGUGUGUCCAUGAAGAGUGACGUGUCUAUGCCAGACUUUCCUAACUUCAGCAGUGAACCUCCACGGUUUCACCCAGUACCUCACCAGCCCAGACCAGUGUCUCCAGUGUCCAGCUGUGUGUCUUUGAAGAGUGACAUGUCUAUGCCAGACUUUCCUUACUUCAGCAAUGGACCUCCACAGUCUCACCCAAAACCUCACCAGUCCAGACCAGUGUCUCCAGUGUCCAGCUGUGUGUCUUUGAAGAGUGACAUGUCUAUGCCAGACUUUCCUUACUUCAGCAAUGGACCUCCACAGUCUCACCCAAAACCUCACCAGCCCAGACCAGUGUCUCCAGUGUCCAGCUGUGUGUCUUUGAAGAGUGACAUGUCUAUGCCAGACUUUCCUUACUUCAGCAAUGGACCUCCACAGUCUCACCCAAAACCUCACCAGUCCAGACCAGUGUCUCCAGUGUCCAGCUGUGUGUCUUUGAAGAGUGACAUGUCUAUGCCAGACUUUCCUUACUUCAGCAAUGGACCUCCACAGUCUCACCCAAAACCUCACCAGCCCAGGCCCAUGUCUCCAGUGCCCAGCUGUGUGUCUUUGAAGAGUGACAUGUCUAUGCCAGACUUUCCUGACUUCAGCAGUGGACCUCCACAGUCUCACCCAAAACCUCACCAGCCCAGACCAGUGUCUCCAGUGUCCAGCUGUGUGUCCAUGAAGAGUGACGUGUCUAUGCCAGACUUUCCUUACUUCAGCAAUGGACCUCCACAGUCUCACCCAAAAGUCGUUGCGGAGUUCAGUGAGAUCAGCUUGGUGGCUCAUGCGACGGGCAGCUACAGUGUUGACAUGGAGGCUAUACGCAACGGGAACAAGAUCACCAAGACGUUUAAGCCUGACUUCGUGAUGGUGCGUAAACACGCCUUCAGCAUGGCGAAGAACGGAGACCAUCGCAACAUCGUGAUUGGCCUGCAGUACGCCGGAAUCCCCAGCGUCAACUCACUUCACUCCGUAUACAACUUCUGCGACAAGCCCUGGGUGUUUGCCCAGAUGACGCGACUGUAUAAGCAGUUGGGACCAGAGGAGUUUCCCCUGAUCGAGCAGGUGUACUACCCCAACCACAAGGAGAUGAUCACGGCGCCCAAGUUCCCCGUGGUGGUGAAGAUGGGACACGCCCACUCCGGAAUGGGAAAGGUGAAGGUGGAUAACCAGUAUGACUUCCAGGACAUUGCCAGUGUGGUGGCCCUCACCAAGACCUACGCCACCUCCGAGCCCUUCAUCGACGCCAAGUAUGACGUGCGCAUCCAGAAGAUCGGCACCAACUACAAGUGCUACAUGCGUACGUCGGUGUCAGGGAACUGGAAGACCAAUACGGGCUCGUCCAUGCUGGAGCAGGUGGCCAUGACGGACAGGUAUCGCAUGUGGGUGGAUCGCUGUUCUGAGGUGUUUGGAGGACUUGAGAUCUGCUCUGUGGAGGCGCUACACGGCAAAGACGGCAAAGACUACAUCAUAGAGGUGGAGGGCUGUUCGAUGCCUCUGAUCGGUGACCAGAUUGAGGAGGAUCGCUCCCUCAUCGCGGACGUCGUCGUCUCCAAGAUGACACAGAACACCACGCGCACACACCCCUCCCCCAUACGCCCCCCUGUUCAGAAAGCUGCAUCUCCCCAGUCGGCGUCUCAGCAGCGAGUCCCUCAGCAGCGCCCCCCUACGCAAG
Engraulis encrasicolus (European anchovy) is the source of this 1727-nucleotide messenger RNA. Its product is annotated as synapsin-2-like. The transcript is spliced from 17 exons. NCBI's taxonomy places the organism in Eukaryota, Metazoa, Chordata, Actinopteri, Clupeiformes, Engraulidae. The record is from RefSeq and is a predicted model, not a curated record. Gene Ontology annotation, biological process: neurotransmitter secretion. Gene Ontology annotation, molecular function: ATP binding. Gene Ontology annotation, cellular component: synaptic vesicle membrane; synaptic vesicle. The annotation marks the transcript as partial.